This is a messenger RNA of Myotis lucifugus (little brown bat), 660 nucleotides long. RefSeq names its product keratin-associated protein 10-3-like. Gene Ontology annotation, cellular component: keratin filament. NCBI's taxonomy places the organism in Eukaryota, Metazoa, Chordata, Mammalia, Chiroptera, Vespertilionidae. The record is from RefSeq and is a predicted model, not a curated record.
AUGGCCACAUCUGCCCUGUCCGUCUGCUCCAGCAACCUGAGCUAUGGCAACCCCGCCUGCCUGCCCGGCUCCAGUGACUCUUGCACCGACUCCUCCUGGCAGGUGGACGACUGUCCAGAGAGCUGCUGUGAGCCCUCCUGCUGCGCCCCCACCCCCUGCCUGACCCUCAUCUGCACCCCAGUGAGCUGCGUGUCUAGCCCCUGCUGCCAGGUGACCUGUGAUACCAGCCCCUGCCAAUCAGCCUGCACCAGCUCCUGCACACCCUCAUGCUGCCAGCAGUCUAGCUGCCAGCCUUCCUGCUGCACCUCCUCCCCCUGCCAGCAGGCCUGUUGCACACCCGUCUGCUGCACACCCCUCUGCUGCACACCCGUCUGCUGCAAGCCCCUGUGCUGUGUGCCUGUCUGCUCUAGGGCCUCCUCGUGCUGCCAGCCCACCCCCUGCACCUCAUCCUGCUGCAGACCCUCCUCCUGCGUGUCCCUCAUCUGCUGCCCCGUGUGCAGGCCUGCCUGCUGCGUGCCCGCCUCCUCCUGCUGUGGCCCCACCUCCUCCUGCCAGCCCAGCUGCUGCCGCCCAUCCUCCUGCAUGUCCCUGCUCUGCCGCCCCCUGUGCUCCCGCCCGGCCUGCUGCGUCCCCGCCUCGGCCCAGAAGUCCUGCUGCUGA